AUGUCAAGCCAAACUCCCCGUGUAGAUCCACAAAACAUAGCACAGUGCAAUAGUCCUGUAUUCAGGAUCAUAGGGCAGGUUAAGUCACAACCGCAACAAGAUCAGAUUAUAGUGGCGUCGCCCACAACCGGCGGGGAAAUGGUGACUUUGAGUAAUGUCAGAACGUCUAGCAACGUGAACUUUGAGAUUGGUGCAUGGUACGAGUUUGUGUGUAGGAGCAAUGACUCUGGAGAUGUUGGGUUUCUGGUGUUGGACUCGGUGAAGUGCGUGUUCCCGGCUGGCGAGGAAAUCAGCGUUGGGGGUGUGGUGGCGCUGCAACAACUGUGCAGCAAGUUCCCAGAGCUGUACUAA
Lachancea fermentati is the source of this 351-nucleotide messenger RNA. NCBI's taxonomy places the organism in Eukaryota, Fungi, Ascomycota, Saccharomycetes, Saccharomycetales, Saccharomycetaceae. The record is from the annotation of a GenBank genome assembly.